CCUCAGAAAAUAUGUUGAAUAAUUUUUUUAGCUGCACAGAAGAAAUAAAAAUACCAUGUUUAUUAGAGAAAAUAUUAACAAACAACUUCGAUGUAAACACGGAUACAAACACGUCGUGGGUAAAAAUAGGAGGUCAUACAUUCCAGAAAAACGUUUGCAUUGAAGAAAUUGAUGUUUUAGUGCGAUUAAUGAAACGAGAAUGGUAUCAGCUGCAAAAUAUACCUUUAUACGACUCUCUAGCUGUACACACAGACCUUUUAAACAGCAGGGACAUAAUAAACCUUGUAUUUGAACUUACAAUCUCUUCUAUACUGGAAUGUAAAAGUGAAUGUUUAAAGGAACAAUAUAUUUCAAGUGCUAUUGAGCAGCUUAAUUUAUUUUUACCAUCUGUUAUUCCGUUGGUUUUGCUGGAUCGUGAGUUUAUUUUAAAGAUUUCCACAUGCAUAAAUAAUGCACAAUCAUCUACCAAUUUGUAUUUUCACACUUUCCUUGAUGUCAACUGUUUUUUUCUUCUGGCCGAUGUUUGCUUUAAGUCUAAUGAUAUUAUUAAGAAGAGAUUGAAGUGUAUCAUGAGUGAUUUAAUAUUGAUAAGUGAGAAAAGUUAUUCAAGGCAAAAAAAUGAUAAACGCUCUGUGUUUAUAUGCAACUGUGUGAAGAAGUUAUGGUUGGUUAUGCAGUUGGUAAGUGAGAAAAAUAAUAAUAAAUUAUUUUGGGAGGUGUUCAAUGAAGUUUUAGACAAUGAAAACACAGUAUUUGUUUUAUGGUUAUUAAAAGAAAUAUCAUUCUUGCAUACUUUUGAUUUAAAUGGUAAAAAUAUUGGAAAAAGCUGUGAAAGAGUGAAGCCAAAUUAUACAUUGUUGGAAAAUAAACUUAAAAUAAUAUUAGCUGAUGCAGAUUCUGAAAUCAUGUUAGAAACUUUUUCUAAUAUUCAUCCAUUAAUUUGUGACUUAUGGAUUAACUCUGCAAAAAUUGAAGUGUACCAAAUAAUAUGGGACUAUUUUAGCAAAAGAUUAAAUGUAACAAAUAAAACAAACUAUGCCCUAUGUAAUGCCACAGAUUUAAUAAACUCUGUUGAUACAGUUAUGUGGUGUCCAAAAGAUUGUAAGGAAGACUUUGAAUAUUUUGUCGGAAUGCUUGUAAAACAUUUAAGAGAAUAUCCCAGGCACUGGGGCAAAAUGAAAGGAAGAAUUUAUUCACAGUUGGGACCCAAUAAAGUCAAAGAUUUAAGAGAUGUUGGAAUUAAACAUGUUAUUAUUUUGUUUCUAUGUUUGUCUAGUGUUAAUUUUGAUGAAUUGUCUAAAAAGAUGAUCUUAUUUUUGGACAGUUUACCACUUGAGAAAAAGAAUUCACCAAUGUUUUGGAACAUUUAUACUGCUAUUAUAAUAGGACAUGUCAAAGAAGGUAGAAACAUAGAAAAAGUAUCCACAUGUAUGGUAAACAUGCUACAAGAAGCCUCAAACAAUCAGAAAUCUUUCCACUUUAUAAAAAGUUUUAUUGAAAAUUUAUUAACAAUAAUAAAUGCCAGUGUGAGCUUGCAAUUAAAUCAAUGGCAACUUAUUGACCAAUGGCUUUUCAAGUAUUUAACACAAUGUUACCAUAAAGAUCUGGAAUUUACAAUGGGUAUUCUUUAUAAUUUGCUUGAGAAGGUUGAAAGUCCUGAUUUGUGGUCACUAUAUGAGCAUGCUUUUAAAAACCAUGUUUAUCCAUUACUUAAACAAAUUGGUGGUUCAGUUAAUGCCCCUGGAAUUAUUGGAAAAAUUGCAGCUAAAAUCAGUUUACUUAUACCAUCAAUGACACAAGAAGCAUUUUGUUAUUUCAACAGUGAGCAUGUAAACGUUAAAAUUUCAUCGCAGUUUUUGUCAGUCAUACUGGAAAUGUACCCUGAUAACUUUAUGUUAACGCCUCAACAAGAAAUUCUAAUUAUUCAAGCUUGGGUCAAAAUAUGUUUGCUAACAAAUGAGUCUUCUGAUUUAACGAGGAGUGUCAUCAAAUUGGAUUCCUUCCCAAAACAUACAGUAAGCUUUGUAGAAUACUCAAGAGAUCCUUUACUAUCUUUCAUUGAAAAUGUGGGAAGUAACAAGGAAAACUCUUUAAACACCAUGAAGUUAUUGGACUCUUGUUUUGGACCUAUCAGCAAAUGGUUAUCCCAAUAUUUAUCUCAACCAGAAAAUGAACUUAUGGUUGUAAGAAUAUACUUUGUGAUGUCACAAGCAUUUUUACACUGUGGGAAUUUAUUAUACUACAGAAACAAAAGUACAUGCCCUUUGACACAGUUGGUGUCAGUACUAUUACUGCCUUCAGACUUUUUGGUUGGAAAAGCUCUGAACCCAUUUGUGUUGAAUGGAAUAAAAAAAUCAUGGAAUGUGUACUUUGAGGCUAUAGUAAAGUUAAAUACAGUGCCUGAUAGCUUCUUAGAAAGGACUUUAAGGGAUCUAUUAACAAAAUUUAUGCCUUAUUUCACCACAGGAGAUUCUCCUAUGCUGAAAUGCAUUGAAAAUGAAACUACUGCUAAUUCUAUACUAGAAAAAUUUGCAGUGGCAUAUUUUAAACACCCUAUAAAAGAAAGUGAUGCCAAUAUACUGAAAGCUUUAAAAAUCAUAAAUAAUUUUGUUGAAUGUUCUACAUCAGAAUAUCUUUUUAAGUUAUUAGUUGAUAAAACUGUAUAUGGCCUUUUUGAAGUUGUGAUAUUUAACUCUCAAAGAAAUGCUGCUAUUGGAGUUGUAAAGGCUAUUACUUGUUCUCCUUUGUAUCAAUCUACAAAUCAAUAUUUUAAACAAAGUAUUAUUGCAAUUACUGAAAAACAUAUGGCAUUUAAUACCAUCCCUUAUUUUCAAUUGAUGAAUAUUUUGGCUAAAUUUAUCCCAAGUGACUUAAAGGAAUUGAUUGUUAAUAUUAAAGUACAUUUGGGGAAUGUGGAAAGAAUGAGAGGAGUUGGUUUUGAUAAAAUACUAAGACAACACAUGGAAAAACUUGAGAAAAGUUUGGAGGAUGUGUAAUAAUGUUUUUAUAUUGUAUGUAAAUAAAACCUAUUUAUUUAUCUUAUAGUUUAAUUAAAAUAAUCUUAAACCUACAUAAUUACAAAUAUAUCUUACUUAAUUUCCUAGCCUCUUAUAAUCAAUUUUUUCGAGUUGUACCAAUGGCCUUAAUUGUUCAGCAAAAAUCCUCAUAUCUUCUGCUAUGGCAUCCUGACCAGAUGGCGCCAAAACAGAUAAUUCCACCAAGUAACUUUGUGAAAUAGGCUCCAAUCCCUCUGGUUUAUUAGGCAUCCCCCCAACUUUAAAUAUCUUUGAAACAGUGAUCUUCAUUCUACCCUUUCUGAACAUGUACCCUCUAGCUGUGUAUUCAAAGUCCACUCUGCACCCCAAUUCAGUUAAAAACUCUACAAUUGUGGAAGUACAUGCCAUAUCUAUACUGGAUCUCACCACUGUAGGCCUACUUUUGUCUCCCAACUCUUGUUGACCAACAUAUCUUAAUUGCCAAGGUGCAUCAGCCACAUCUAAUGCCCUUCUAACCCUCAAAGGUAAUGCUAUCGAGGUGGGACUCGGAUUUGCAGCCCUUAGCGUAAAACAUAAUUCGUGAUCUUGAAAGGACUCCGGCCCGCUGUCUACAUUAUCACAUAACCCUCUUAAGCGGUGUAAUAAAACUUCUACAUACUGAUCCAGAACUGAGCCUUGGAGAAGGUAUUCUUGAUUUGGGAUUAUAUUGCACUUUAAUGCAGCACUCAGCGAGUCCAUAGCAGUCCCGGGUGCACCCAUUUUUGAGAUAUUUCAGAAAAAUGCUUUGUUUACAUCAAAAACCGACAAACAUGUCAAGGGAAUGACAUUCAAUUCGUAGUAGUUCUAAUUCUAUAAUACGUUUGAUCUAUUUUUAUUUUAAAAGUAAAUUUUGCUUGCAGUGUUGCCA
Brassicogethes aeneus is the source of this 3903-nucleotide messenger RNA. The record is from the annotation of a GenBank genome assembly. NCBI's taxonomy places the organism in Eukaryota, Metazoa, Arthropoda, Insecta, Coleoptera, Nitidulidae.